UAUCUUUCCCUCUGUCACUCUCUCUCUCUCUACAAGUUCUGGUUUUGCUCGCAGACAAGGAGCAAGCGAUUUCUCCGACCGCCACCGGGAGCCGAUCGACGCCGCGAGAAUGAGCAACUACAACCAGCAGCAACCCCCCGUCGGCGUCCCUCCGCCGCAAGGUUAUUCGCCGGAGGGUUAUCCCAAGGACGCGAACCCGCCCCCCAGGCACCCCCCGCAGAGCUAUGCCGCCGUGGACUUCCCGCCGCCGCAGGGGCAGUGUUGCAUGGAUAGCCGCCUCACUUUCGGGCAAAUCUGUUUGAGUGCACUGUGCUGCUGCUGUGUUGUGGACCGUUGCUUCUGAGGAGGAGAGCAACAAGACUGAAAGUGUGAUUUUCAUGUGAAGGAGGAGGACUCUUUUGUUAUUUGCUUUUGUUAUUAUAUUUUCUGUGUCUAUUUUGUGGUCCCACGCCGAUUCCUCAAAUAAUACGGACUUUGCUUGUCAAUUUGUAAGUGUAUUUCCCCCCCGCCUAUGUGGUCGAUGUGUUUUGUUCUAGAAUCUGUACCAUGCCGCUGCUGCUGCUUAAAGUCCCACAUGAAUUUGUCCU
Eucalyptus grandis is the source of this 587-nucleotide messenger RNA. RefSeq names its product cysteine-rich and transmembrane domain-containing protein WIH2-like. NCBI's taxonomy places the organism in Eukaryota, Viridiplantae, Streptophyta, Magnoliopsida, Myrtales, Myrtaceae. The transcript is spliced from 3 exons. Bases 110 to 343 code for a protein of 77 amino acids. The record is from RefSeq and is a predicted model, not a curated record.